AUGUGUGAAUUAAGCAAUGACGACUUGCUGUUCAUGCUUGAUGAGAGGAUCAUAGAUCAAGAAGAAUUAUUCAUUUUAUGGUCAUCUUUUAAUUGCCGAUCUCCCCAGCUUGCUCCUGAUGGUCCUAGGUUAAAUUUUGAUGCACUAACAGAUGAACAAAGUUUUUCGAUGUUCAGGUUUGGCAAAGAUGAUGUAUUGCGUUUACGGACUACUUUGGGUAUUCCAGAGAAAAUAAUUUGCAAAAACAAAUCGGUUUCCAGUAGCCUGGAAGCACUUUGUAUACUUUUGCGCAGACUAGCGUACCCUAACAGAUUGGCUGAUCUUGUUCCCAUAUUUGGAAGAAGUGAGCCCGAGAUGAGCUUGAUCUUUAAUUCCACAUUGGAUUUCAUUUACAAGGUGCAUGGAGAUAAACUGACGUCUCUAAACCAAAGAUGGAUACAAAGAGAUUUGCAGACUUUGAUGAAUUCAGUAGAUAGGCUUUGUCCUCUACAAAAUUGUUGGGGAUUUAUUGAUGGGACACUACGUCCAGUAUCACGACCAUCUCAGUAUCAAGAAACUAUUUACUCAGGGCACAAGCGGAUACAUGGGUUGAAAUUUCAAUCGGUAAUGGCACCAAAUGGUCUGAUUGCCAAUUUGUCAGGACCAUACGAAGGAAAACGCCAUGAUGCAGGAAUUUUUAGAGAAAGCAACCUUGCAAAUGAUCUCUUACGUAACAUGAAUUCCCCGAAUGGCGAACCUUUUUGCCUAUAUGGCGAUGCAGCAUACCCCAUCAACCAACAUCUUCUCGGGCCCUUCAAAGGAAUCAACCUUACAGUCACCUGA
Messenger RNA from Saccostrea echinata, 822 nucleotides. RefSeq lists its product as uncharacterized. The transcript has 6 exons. Bases 1 to 822 code for a protein of 273 amino acids. Lineage: Eukaryota; Metazoa; Mollusca; Bivalvia; Ostreida; Ostreidae. The record is from RefSeq and is a predicted model, not a curated record.